Molecule: messenger RNA, 4561 nt
Organism: Homarus americanus (American lobster)
Lineage: Eukaryota; Metazoa; Arthropoda; Malacostraca; Decapoda; Nephropidae
Product: 3-hydroxyisobutyrate dehydrogenase, mitochondrial-like
Exons: 8
Coding region: 244-1248 (334 amino acids)
Biological process (GO): L-valine catabolic process
Cellular component (GO): mitochondrion
Molecular function (GO): NAD binding; NADP binding; 3-hydroxyisobutyrate dehydrogenase activity
Source: RefSeq, a predicted model, not a curated record
CUUCACUGCUAUUGGUCUACCACCUGAGCCUGGAGCAACACCCUCAGUAGUCAUUACCUGCAGCCCUCAGCUUUACCUCUAGUCCGCAAUGCAGUAACUGUGAGGUGCUCAUUUCUCAGCUCGUUAUUACUGGAAGAAAUUCAAUCACAUAACAAGAAAGAAGAGAAAGAGUGGAUACACAGGAGCACGUACGAGAGUAAUAAUUAACAACCGGUAGUUAAAAAAAGAAGAAACCUCUCAAGUAUGGCAUACUCUAGGACGCUGUGUUCUUCGCUUUAUAGAGUUUCUCGUCUUUCUGCGAACACCAUUUUUAGGCGAAACCUAUCAGUCAGUCACAAACAGUGUAACUCUCAAACCACAGUGGGAUUUAUUGGACUUGGGAACAUGGGAAGACCAAUGGCUACCAAUCUAAUAAAGAAGGGUCACAGUGUUGUGGCGUAUGAUGUUAACGUUGAGGCGAUGGAAUGUCUGCAGGAUGAAGGUGCAAGCAUUGUAUCCAGCCCAGCUGAAGUGGCCAGUAAAGUUGAUAGUAUCAUCACUAUGCUGCCUAAUUCACAGCAUGUGAGGUCAUGUUAUACUGGAGAGAAAGGUGUCUUUGAGACAGUGCAACCUGGGACACUCAUUGUGGACAGUAGCACCAUUGACCCCAGUGUGUCUAAGGAGUUGGCUGGUGCUGCACUUAAGAAAGGUGCUGUCUUCAUGGAUGCACCUGUGUCUGGAGGUGUAAAUGCUGCAAAGGGUGGAACCCUCACAUUCAUGGUUGGAGGAGACGAAAAAGAAUUUGAGGCAGCAAAAGAACUUCUAUUAUCCAUGGGCAAAAACAUUGUAUACUGCGGUGCUAUUGGAAAUGGACAGGCUGUUAAGAUCUGCAACAACAUGCUAUUAGCUAUCACAAUGAUUGGUGCUGCUGAGACCAUGAAUUUGGGAAUGAGGUUAGGACUGGAGCCCAAGCUGAUGGCCAGUAUUAUCAGUACAGCCACUGGCCGCUGCUGGGCCAUGGAACUGUACAACCCAGUUCCUGGCGUGCUAGAAAAUGUACCUUCAUCUAAUAACUACGAGGGUGGCUUUGGAACGGCACUCAUGACAAAAGAUUUGGGUCUAGCUCAAGAUGCGGCGACCAAGACCCUCUCUCCAACACCUCUUGGUUCUCUCUCACACCAGAUUUACCGACUAAUGACCAACUCUGGCUUAGCUGAGAAGGACUUUUCGUCCGUGUUCCAGUUUCUCCAAGAACAACACAAGAAAUGAAGUAAUAGUUCAGUAUGUGUUGGUAGAUAGUGCAUUCUGGGCUAUUUGUAAUUUUGUGUACUGAAUUCCACUUGUACUAUAACUUGUAAAAAGGUUUAUUUAAUAAUUAUUAUGUUAUGGACUUGUAGCGGGAAUAAAUAGAGAUGAAUGAAAUUGGCAUAUUAUAUCUCGGGUAUUUCUAUGGUACAGUACUGUAUUUAUUUUUUUCUUCACAGUUUCCUCUUGUUAUAUUACUCUGAUUAAUUUAAUGAUGUUACUGUGUUUUCUUAAACAUUCAUGUAAUUUCAAGCAUUUUCUGUCUAUUAUUCCUUACUAUGUCUCUGGUAAUAUUUCAUAGUUCAGAAGUUAUGAAGAUGACCAUUUAAUUUCUUUUGAUCUCAUUUUCUUCCAAAUGUAUUUUUCACUUCCUUCCAUACUUUUCCCUAUUAGAAAUGUUAUUUUUAUCUUACUUAAUUUUAGAAAUAGAUAACAUCAUGUACAGUAGGGUUUCAGAGUAUACGUGUAUCCAUAGUACCCGACCCCAUUUAUACGCGUCUGACCCCCUGAACCACCCUUACACUUGGGUCAUGCUCUUGCUGAGUGGCUGAACUGUGUCACGUUGCCCAGAGGCUGGUUUAAGUGAGAAAGGAGCUAUUCUUUGUACAUAAAGUAAUAUAUACUUUAUCAGUGAAUGUGAGGAAUAAAUAAUGAUAAUAUGUCCUAAUAAAUAAAAUCUAAGGAAAAAGUACUGUGUUGUCAUUAGCAAUCAUUUCACUAUAUACAGUACUGGAGACAUGUAGCAGUUGAUAUCCCGCACACUGUUCCCCCCUCCCCUGCACGAAGAAAUGUUUAUUUCCUUUAUGCUUUUGACCUUAUGGUAAUUAUUAUUAUUUUAUUUUUUUUGCACAUUCUGUUUGAAAGAUUGUGUUUGCAUGUAACAGAGUGAAAAAAAAAAUAAGAAAAUUACGUAUAUCUACCCGAAGUUACAAGUAGAAAAAUAACGAUAACAUGACUCUGGGGUCCUUCUCUCUCUUGCACUGGUUCUGUGAACAUCUCCGAGGCAUUUGCACUGGUAACGUUUUUCUCUACUGGUGAAUUAGUGGCAGUACUCAUGGUGAUGAUUGAAAAAAAAAAUGCAUACUGUGAGAAGUUUUGAAGAAAAAGUCAAGAUAUUGCUACUUUACUAAGGAGUGGCGUAUCGAACUCUGAAGUUGCGUGCCGGUUACCUUAGUAUAAAAAAAGGGUUAUGCGUAUUCAGGGAGGACCCGAAUUCGCAUUUAUUUGGGGAUCCCAGGAUUGUAACCCUCGUGUACUCUGAGACCAUACUGUAAUUUAUUUUUGUUAUAUUAUUCUUAGCAUUGUUACUUAAUACAGUCAGUGAGAUGGAUCAUUAGGGGAAUUGAGAAGGGGCGUGUGGUAUACAGUACUGUACUGUAUACAGUAUUGUCCGGGAGUAAAACUGUCACCUGUUCUGUGUAGUGCCUAGCUGUCAGGGUUUUUGUAGCAAAGAGACAUCAUCACUUUAAUAUAAAACCUGCUUCCUCUUGGCACACACACACACACACACAUACUAUGAAUAGAUUCUCCACUGACAACUGAUGAUCAUUUCCACCAGUAAUAUAAUGUACACAACAACUGUCUCUUCAUAAAUGCAAGUUUCUGGAAAGUCUCAGUAUAAGCCAUAAUUUUAGGCAACUUUUGUUUGUUUAACAAUUAAAUGUGAAUUAUGUCAAAAAAUCUUAACACAAAUACUUGUAUAAAAAAAUAUGUGCAGAUCAUUCAGGUCACUGCCAUUUCUCUAUGCUCUGCAGUGUUUAACCCUUUCACUGCAUUGUCCAAUGUCAUAAUUAUUCCCAACAAGUGUCAUUGUCACCAAAAAAUCAAAGUGCUAAUUUGAGCUUUUUUAUUACUUUUACAUUACAGUAUGAGAAGAACAUGAAGUUUCCAUAUCUGGCAUAAAAAUUCCUUUGAAAUGUGGGUAGCUAGUGGAAAUGUUUUUUAUGAACAAUAUUUAAAAAUAAUAAUAAUAAUAAUUUGUUACUUGGGUAUUCUGCAGGUUAAGUGGUCUGAGGAAAUCAGAUGUUGUCAAAAUUGCCUCCAGAAGCAUGGAUCAUGCCCCUCAAGCAAAUUAUUCAUCACUCGAAAUUCAUUUUUCUUGUAAGUUAUAACCAGGUUUUGAGGUCCAAUAUUGGUACCUCACCUGGAAUCAUUUUGGGUGAAACCAAACAAAACAGACAAUACAAACACAUUUAUUUCAAUAAACAUAUCAAACUUGUAUAUUUUCACUUAUUUUGUAAACCAUAAAAAAAGCAUUUUAUAAACUUCCUUGUAAGGAAGUGGCACAACCCUUCCCAAAAAUCAUCUUCCAUCUUACACUCAUGGUUCUGUAAAAAGAGACAAAAUCUGUACUAACACCUCCAAUAGCAAGUAACAAAAAAUACCAGUAAUAAUACUGUAGUCAGUAAAAAUAUGCCUUGGUUACUACAAAAUAUUCAUUUUCCCCUUUACAUCACUGCAAAAGAUGGGAAACCAAAAACUGUAGUAGUUCAGCAGUAUUCGUUCUUUUAUAUAUAUUUUUGUAAGUGAUGUACUUACACUGCCUGUCCUCAUAUAAUAGAAUAAAAACUUGCCUUAUUUAUUGGGAUGAUAGGCGAUAAAAAAUAUAAUUUGACAGUUGGCAAUAGCUGGGCUUAGGCUUCUGGCAUUGUCUGCAACUCUGCAUAUUUGUGUCGUACUUGAGCCUUUUGUUGAAAGAUGGCAGCACAACCCAGGGCUGGCAGUGCAUUGAAACUCUUGGAACAGUUGAUUCAAGUAGAGAGUAACAAAAUGAUUUUGACCAUGGACUACAGUAGAUUUUUGUGGUGAGCACGAUAAUUUUCAAAUCAACUUCAGUCUAUAUGCACAGUGAAAGGGUUAAAAGAUUUGCAUAAAAAUGUGUAGGUUGUAAAAAGUUAUUCAAUUGUAAAAAUUAACCCUGAGUUUGGUGGUGAAUUGUGUCACUUAGAAUGCUCUCUAAUUUUUACAAGUGGGGCUGUAAACUUUAGUAAUACUGUAAAUCUUUAUGGAGAAUUCUGCCAUAGAUGUGGGAAAUUAACAAGACACAGAUGUUUGAAUUAGUAUUUAGUUUAAAUAGGGGUAUGAGUUAAGGAGAUACAUGUCCAGGGUACUCUGCAAUUGUAAAGUUUAGCGUUGCUUGUAAACUUUUGUGUCAUUGCUAGUCAAAAUUGCAGGUGGUGUGGAGUUGUUGCCUUUAAAUGUAUGGGAACAAAACUAAGCUUGUAAUAUAUGGAUCUUAUGAAUACUGUACAGUAUUAAUAAAACAGUUGUUUGGGUA